GGAAAACGCGACAGGGAUUUAACCGGCACAAUAAAUCUGAACUAGGUCAUUUACCGCAGAUGCGAUUUGUUAUCGCUAUCCAGGAAAAUGUCAGGAGACUCGGAUUUCGCUGAGCAUUUAUUUAAAGUUUUGGUGAUCGGAGACCAUAAAGUUGGGAAAACCAGCUUCGUUAAACGAUAUGUGAAAAAUCUAUUCUACGAGGAGCUGAAAACGACUAUAGGUGUGGAUUUUUCCAUGAAGGUGAUAGACUGGGACGGUCACACACGGGUCAGAUUACAGCUUUGGGAUAUAGCAGGUCAAGAGCGUUUAAGGGGGCUAAACCGCGUGUACUUCAAGGGAUCCAGUGGUGCGCUUGUUGUCUAUGACGUGACAAACGGAUCAACUUUGGAUGGAGCUCUGAACUGGAAACAUGAACUUGAUGGUCAAGUAAUGCAGAAAAAUGGCCGUCCGAUACCUGCUGUUCUACUGGCCAAUAAAUGUGAUGAGAUUAAAGCGUGCCGGAGGAACGCCUCUCUUCUGGAGAAACUAUGCCAGGAGAAGGGCUUCGUUGGAUGGUUUCCAACAUCAGCAAAGGAGAACAUCAAUGUGGAUGAAGCUGCUCAACUCCUUGUGAAGCACAUUCUCCAAAACAACGAGGCAUCAGUUCAAGAAGAAGAGCAGAACAUCAACCUGAGGCAGCGGUCAAAGAGCUCCUCUACAUGCUGCUGAUUCACAAACUCAAGAGGGUAUAUAUAUCUGUGCGGAACUCCAGUUCAUCGAUCUUUCUGUAUAGCGUAUCAUUUUGCAAUGCGUAUACAUUUUAUUUUAUUGUCAACGAUUAAUGCUCAUCUAAACAUUUGUCGGGCCACGAACAAGUACCAUGUCGAAUGAGUUUCAUGCUGAGUAACUAAUAAAUACCUCUGCGGCGA
Puntigrus tetrazona (Sumatra barb) is the source of this 908-nucleotide messenger RNA. It is a transcript of the gene rab32b, whose product is annotated as RAB32b, member RAS oncogene family. Gene Ontology annotation, cellular component: trans-Golgi network; vesicle; Golgi apparatus. NCBI's taxonomy places the organism in Eukaryota, Metazoa, Chordata, Actinopteri, Cypriniformes, Cyprinidae. Gene Ontology annotation, biological process: vesicle-mediated transport. Bases 88 to 708 code for a protein of 206 amino acids. The record is from RefSeq and is a predicted model, not a curated record. Gene Ontology annotation, molecular function: GTP binding; GTPase activity. The transcript has 3 exons.